AGAUGUCAAUUGCUAAGUCAUUUAAAAUUUAAAAAUACACCAACAACAACACCGGCUUGGGGACUGGCACAGCUGGGAAUGGGGAGUCUCUUGCAGACAGGGGCUCACUAGAUCUUUUUGUCAAUUUUUCUCGAGAAAUAACAAAAGAAACCUUUCAAAAUGGACAAUUUAGAAGCUAACAUAAUGGAUAAGUCCAUGCGAUCUGUCUUUGUGGGAAACAUUCCAUACGAGGCCACAGAAGAAAAACUAAAGGAUAUAUUCGGGGAAGUUGGUCAAGUAUUGUCUUUCAAACUCGUCUUUGAUCGUGAAACUGGCAAACCAAAAGGUUAUGGAUUCUGUGAAUACCGUGACCAAGAAACCGCCCUGAGCGCUAUGAGGAAUCUAAAUAGCUACGAAAUUGGAGGUCGUAACUUGCGAGUAGACAAUGCUUGUACUGAAAAAUCUCGAAUGGAAAUGCAAAAUUUACUCAACCAACCACCCAUAGAAAAUCCCUAUGGAGAACCGGUUCAAUCAGAAAAAGCUCCUGAGGCUAUCAGUAAAGCAGUUGCCUCUUUGCCACCAGAACAGAUGUUUGAAUUGAUGAAGCAAAUGAAAACCACUAUUCAAAACAAUCCCACUGAAGCUAGACAAAUGUUAUUGCAAAAUCCACAAUUUGCUUAUGCUUUACUUCAAGCACAAGUAGUUAUGAAAAUCAUCGAUGCUAAUACAGCAGCAUCACUUCUUCAUCCUGUAAAUCAAGUUCCAGCAACACUGAUGCCUGGAGACAAAAACGUUUCUGUUCAAGUGCCCAUAAAUAGAGAGUUUCAAGCUGCUCCAGCUCCAGUUGCUCCACCCAGGCAAGAGUUUCAACCUGUUCCAGCUCCAAUUAUUAUUCCAAACACCAAUCAUAGUGCACCAGUGUUUACCAGUAUGAAUGAUGUUGAUUUCAGAGCUAUGGAUCCAAGAGUACCAACUGUUGACCCUAGAUUGAACCGCAUGGCUGAUCAGGAUCUGAGGAUGCCGCCCGCAGUGCAAAUUUCAAAUCCUUUGCCACCAGUCGAGAGCUUUUCUUCAGCAGCAUCUACAGAACCUAACGCUAGCUUUCCUAGGGAUCCAAGAGAAGUUAGAAACGGCCCUGGUGCCUUUUCCAAUGAUCCUCGACAGUUGGGAAGAGUUGAUCCUAGGCAAAAAGCUGCUGCUGCACCAGUUCCAGUCUCUCAACCCCCCAGACCGUCACAAGCAGCUGCAGCAGCUUCUAUGGCUUCAGUAAAUGGAGCAAUGCCACCUGGUGCUUCUGAUCAAGAAAAGGCUGCUCUUAUAAUGCAAGUCUUGCAAUUGUCUGAUGAACAAAUCGCCAUGCUGCCUCCAGAGCAAAGGAAUAGUAUUUUGGUGUUGAAGGAACAGAUAGCUAAGAGUGCUCAGGGACGUUAAGAAUAUCAUUAAUCUUCACAGGUUUAAACAAAAUUAAUCACUAAUUGAAAUUAUAGUUCUUAGUCCUUAUAUAUUACAAUACAUAAUUGGAUUUUGAAUUAUGAUUUUAUUUUUGUAUGCACUGAAAGCAAAUUCUAGGUGAUUGUUUGUUUUCAGAAAAAUGUUGAACUUAUAAAAUUGAGACAAUAUAAAGCUCUUUCGAACUUGAAAC
This is a messenger RNA of Ceutorhynchus assimilis (cabbage seed weevil), 1621 nucleotides long. Lineage: Eukaryota; Metazoa; Arthropoda; Insecta; Coleoptera; Curculionidae. The record is from the annotation of a GenBank genome assembly.